Molecule: messenger RNA, 371 nt
Organism: Strongylus vulgaris
Lineage: Eukaryota; Metazoa; Nematoda; Chromadorea; Rhabditida; Strongylidae
Source: the annotation of a GenBank genome assembly
AUGGGCGUGACCUUUGCGACACCACUUGUUUUAUCACAAAACGCUACAUUCUUGUUUAACUGUGCCGCUAAUUCCGAUAUGUUUCAAGAGAAAAAGGAGAAGAGAGGAUUCAUAAGGAAGUAUUUUUGGGAAGGUCAAUACCUAGACGAAACCGCAGUAUGCUUACAAGAGGUACCGGAAGAUGCCGAUAUUCUGGACAUUGCUCUUAUCAAAUAUCGAAAAUAUGUGGCACUGCUGAUUCCUGUGGUGAUAAUGCAGACAUUUUGGUGGCUAACUGCUAUUCGCCUGGAUUGGCUUUCUCUGUAUUCUACACAUUGGCAACUUCCUGCUGUCAUGCUGCUCGGAUCAAUUGUUGCUGGUAAGUCUUGAUU